Messenger RNA from Chaetomium globosum CBS 148.51, 2232 nucleotides. RefSeq lists its product as uncharacterized. The coding region runs from base 1 to 2232 and encodes 743 amino acids. Gene Ontology annotation, biological process: DNA repair; telomere maintenance. Gene Ontology annotation, molecular function: DNA helicase activity; ATP hydrolysis activity. The record is from RefSeq and is a predicted model, not a curated record. The transcript has 2 exons. Lineage: Eukaryota; Fungi; Ascomycota; Sordariomycetes; Sordariales; Chaetomiaceae.
AUGUUCUCGAGGGCAGUCGAGGCCAACAAGGCCGCCCCGGCCAAACAGUCGCUUUCCCAGCAGCUAUUCCCCUCCAGCAGCCCGUCGCCCGCGCCAGGGAAGCGCGUCGAGAACACCAUUGACGGCAUGUUCACCAAGAAACCGCACGCGCCGGCCGCCAAUGGCCCUUCGAGAUCCACCACAACCACCAAGCCGCUUCAAAGUCAUCCGCUAAACGUUCCUCCGUCCGCCCCCCGCAAUCCCAACGGAAAGUCGCUCGCAUCGCUUUACGGAAGGUCAGACUCGUUCAAGGAGGAGCCCGAGGUAGUCGAUCUCCGAGAUGAUACCCCUCAAUACACAAACAAUACUGCACAAAUAAUUAGCAUAGAGUCGUCCUUUGCCCUGGAUGAGGCCGACUUUAGCAACGACGAAGAUCUUGAACUAGACUUUCAACCCGCGACCGCCCUCCCUGCAAUUCCAUCUCAGCAACACCAGGCCACGGCCGAGAACCGCGACGCGCACCCCCCAGCAAGCAAUACAAGCGCGCUUUCUUGGCCAGAUUCCUCUCCUUCACACCUCCGGCCCCCAUCUCCAGGAACCGCCGCCCUUCCUCCGCAGAAUUCAAGCAAGCGGGCCUCUCCUGGCGAAGACGACGACCGGGCGCUCUCGGCACCAAAAAAGACAAGACGGGAGCUACCCGGGAGAUGGAGCACACUAGAGUCACUCGAGAAUACGUACGGUGCUGCUGCCGCGACACCAGCUCCUAAGAAGAAGGAGGAUGGGCUGUGGAAUACCAGUGCUAGCGCUGUCGGGGAACGAAAAAAACAGCUGAAAGCACAACUUAAAGAAUCCGGAAAAGGGGAGGCCUCAGUGGAUGACAUGCAAGAGGCCGUUAAGUCGCACACCGUCAAAGCCAAGGCUACGGCCAUCACCCUCAGCAACGAGCAGCGCCAUGUCAAGUCUCUUGUUGUGGAUAAGGGCCAAAGCGUGUUCUUCACCGGUCCUGCCGGUACCGGCAAGUCGGUGCUCAUGCGGGCCAUCAUUCAGGAACUCAAGAGAAAGUAUUCAAAAGACCCCGAGCGGAUUGCCGUCACAGCCUCGACCGGCCUAGCCGCCUGCAACAUUGGCGGUAUGACUUUACACAGCUUUUCGGGCAUCGGUCUUGGUAAAGAAGACACCAAUACGCUGGUUAAAAAGAUCAGGCGAAACCCCAAGGCCAAGACUCGGUGGCUUAAGACCAAAACUCUCAUCAUCGAUGAAGUCUCCAUGGUUGACGGGGAGCUUUUCGACAAGCUGUCCCAAAUUGGCAGGAUCAUCCGGAACAAUGGGCGACCCUGGGGCGGCAUCCAGCUCGUCAUCACUGGUGACUUCUUCCAGCUCCCGCCUGUCCCAGAGGGCGGCAAGCAGAGGGAGUCCAAGUUUGCGUUCGACGCUGCAACAUGGAGCAUGUCGAUCGACCAUACGAUUGGGUUGACAGAGGUUUUCCGUCAGCGAGAUCCCGGUAUGCCAACCCCCCAAACCUUGAGUGGGAAGUCGUAUCGCUACGAUGCGAAGGAUACGGGCGAUGACAAAGUCCGGGACAGGCUCCUGGCCAACAUGAUGGCGCCUCCCACCAUCGAAUUGAAAAAGGGCGCCCAGGUCAUGUUGAUCAAAAACAUGGAUGAGACGCUCGUGAACGGUUCGCUGGGGACCGUGGUGGGGUUCGAGUCGGAGGCUACUUUCGAAAUGAGAGGCGGCGAAGACGACGACGACGACGAUUCAGAAACGAAGAGGCGAGCCCGGGUGUUUGCCAACGCUCUCGCCCAAGCCGCCAAGGGCAGGGAUAACACCGAAUACCCCGUGGUGGCCUUCCACGCCGUCGACGGCACCCAGCGACGUAUCCUCUGCGUAGCCGAAGACUGGAAGGUGGAACUCCCGACCGGCGAGGUACAGGCGUCACGCAGGCAGCUCCCCUUGAUCCUGGCGUGGGCGCUGUCGAUCCACAAGGCCCAGGGGCAGACCCUGGAGCGAGUCAAGGUCGAUCUCGGCAAGGUGUUUGAGAAGGGGCAGGCCUACGUCGCGCUCAGUCGCGCAACGUCAAAGGAGGGCCUCCAGGUGCUCAACUUCCAGAAGACAAGGGUGAUGGCGCACUCGCGCGUGGUGGAAUUCUACGACAAGCUCUAUAGCGUUGAGGUGGCGCUCCAGAAAAAAGCGGCCGGGCCGAUUACGAAUUAUACGGUCAAGCAGCCGGUACCAGCUGGCGCCUCCUCCUGA